Molecule: messenger RNA, 1639 nt
Organism: Myotis lucifugus (little brown bat)
Lineage: Eukaryota; Metazoa; Chordata; Mammalia; Chiroptera; Vespertilionidae
Gene: FBXW4
Product: F-box and WD repeat domain containing 4
Exons: 9
Coding region: 18-998 (326 amino acids)
Biological process (GO): SCF-dependent proteasomal ubiquitin-dependent protein catabolic process
Cellular component (GO): SCF ubiquitin ligase complex
Molecular function (GO): protein binding
Source: RefSeq, a predicted model, not a curated record
AUGAUUAAACCGAUUUCAUGAUGGCCAGUGUACCAGUAAAAGAACGAGUGAAGGUGUCUCAAAACUGGAGGUUGGGGCGCUGCCGAGAGGGGAUUCUGUUGAAGUGGAGAUGCAGUCAGAUGCCCUGGAUGCAGCUAGAGGGUGAUUCUCUGUACAUAUCCCAGGCUAAUUUCAUCCUGGCCUAUCAGUUCCGCCCAGAUGGUGCCAGCUUGAACCGUCGGCCCCUGGGAGUCUUUGCUGGGCACGAUGAGGACGUUUGCCACUUUGUGUUGGCCAACUCACAUAUUAUCAGUGCAGGAGGAGAUGGAAAGAUUGGUGUUCAUAAGAUUCAUAGCACCUUCACCGUCAAGUACUCAGCUCAUGAGCAGGAGGUGAACUGUGUGGAUUGCAGAGGGGGCAUCAUUGUGAGUGGCUCCAGGGACAGAACGGCCAAGGUAUGGUCUUUGGCCUCAGGCCGGCUUGGGCAGUGCUUACACACCAUCCAGACUGAAGACCGAGUCUGGUCCAUUGCUAUCAGCCCAUUACUCAGCUCUUUUGUGACUGGGACGGCUUGUUGUGGGCACUUCUCACCCCUAAGAAUCUGGGACCUCAACAGUGGGCAGCUGAUGACACACCUGGGCAGUGACUUUCCCCCAGGGGCUGGGGUGCUGGACCUCAUGUAUGAGUCCCCUUUCACGCUCCUGUCCUGUGGCUAUGACACCUACGUUCGAUACUGGGACCUCCGAGCCAGUGUCAGGAAGUGUGUCAUGGAGUGGGAGGAGCCCCACGACAGCACCCUGUACUGCUUGCAGACGGAUGGGAACCACUUGCUGGCCACAGGUUCCUCCUACUACGGGGUUGUACGGCUGUGGGACCGGCGCCAAAGGGCCUGCCUACACGCCUUCCCGCUGACGUCGACACCCCUGAGCAGUCCGGUGUAUUGCCUGCGCUUCACCACCAAGCAUCUCUAUGCGGCGCUGUCUUACAACCUUCACGUCCUGGACUUUCAAAACCCGUGACAGGCAGGGCCACCCUAGCUGUGGGCCAGGGAAGCUAGCUACUCAGGGACCUCUCUUGCUUGGAGGGUGCAGUGAUAAUGCUCCCCACCCGUGCCUGUGCUCCCAGACCUGCAACCACAGUGCUUGAGCACUUAAGCCAAAGGCUGCUGACUCCUGGGACUCAGAUUACCCAGUGGUACAGCCCCUCCCAAGAACCAGUUGGAGAGAAGAGACCUGCUGCUUUGGGAGAGUGAAGCUGAACCCACCGGGCCUUGCUUUCCUAUCCGCCAGAGCAAGGAUCUGGCCUAGAGAGGCACCCCCGCCCGCACCUCACCCCUUAGAGCCAUGAUAGCUUAGCGGAGGUGAGGUGCUCCGGCCUUCCCAGUGGUCCCCCUCUGCCCUUUCCCUGGAAGGAGGGUGUGGCUGCCAAUACCCCUGCUGGCACCAGCCCCCGCCUCCUCAGUCAGACCCCACCUUUGGACAAGUUUUUGGGGCUGGGGACUCAUUCCUGGGGCACUAUGGCCUGGUCUCCCUUUGAAACCAAGAAAGGAUAAAGGAAACACAGAAGUUCUGAGUGAGCUCUCAGCCAGCCCAGCCUCAGGCCAGCUGUUGAGACAGGCUACAAUAUUCAUUUUUGUAAAAAUAAAGCUUAAUUGUUCAAA